Oppiella nova is the source of this 370-nucleotide messenger RNA. The record is from the annotation of a GenBank genome assembly. Lineage: Eukaryota; Metazoa; Arthropoda; Arachnida; Sarcoptiformes; Oppiidae.
UUUCUCAAUAGGGGCGGGAUUUCAUAUAUGUAGUGAUGGUAUGCCUGGCGAGGUGUCGGUGCGCGUAGGCGUCGGCACUAAUUGGAGGCACAGAUUUAUCAAUGAAUUGCCACAAUCAUCAGUGUCUCCAAAUAAUAGUCCGAAUGACUCGAUUACUAGUGAUCCCGGAAAGCUAUUGAAAACAAGCGCCUGGUUUACUGAUACCUGGAUAAUAAUUGGAGAUUUCUAUACCUGGUUCAUUAAUGUGGGAACCACUGAAUUGUGUGAAAAUAUGACACAAUAUUUAUUCAACAAAAAGUAUGGCCUUCUCUGCAAGACAUUAGUGUAUAGUUUGCGACAAAUCGUCCUCAAAACUGAUGGAAAAGCCAAC